Messenger RNA from Sinocyclocheilus anshuiensis, 1945 nucleotides. Its product is annotated as delta(14)-sterol reductase. Gene Ontology annotation, cellular component: endoplasmic reticulum membrane; nuclear inner membrane. The transcript is spliced from 8 exons. Gene Ontology annotation, molecular function: Delta14-sterol reductase activity. The record is from RefSeq and is a predicted model, not a curated record. NCBI's taxonomy places the organism in Eukaryota, Metazoa, Chordata, Actinopteri, Cypriniformes, Cyprinidae. Bases 239 to 1714 code for a protein of 491 amino acids. Gene Ontology annotation, biological process: cholesterol biosynthetic process.
UGUUGAACGUUUUCAGCUAUUGCAUGGUUCCUUCAACACGCAGAAGAUAUCGCAACACGUCAGUAGUAUGUAGUAACUGCUGAAGUAUAAAAACCUUUGUCUUCGGUGAAUACAGCAGUGUGGAGUUGUAUUUGUAAAGCUGUUCUAUCUGCCUCUGGUAAGACUACAUUUGAGCACAGUAUAGGCAAGACAAAAGUCAUUUGAUUGUGUUUUAGAGUUGGUUCUUUCACAGAUUAUCAUGACGACUCACCAACCAGAACAUCAGAGGCACAGGAACAGAUCCCUGCAGGACACGGGUAACGGGAAGCUUGAGUAUGGAGCUGAUGAUGAGGGCAAAUGUGUGGUACAAGUCCACAGUAGAUGGAACAACAUCCACCUGUCUCUGGUGUGUGUUUUGUUGGGCAUCUCUCUCAUAAUGAUGCUGGAUGGCUGCCGGUCCUCCUCUGGGUCGUGGGUUCUGCUGGGUUCUGCUGGAACCCUGAUCUGGGACUGGACGUCUGUGUGUGUGGUGCUGUUAUUCACUGUCCUGCAGGUGGCGCUCUAUUAUCUACCUGUGGGACAGGUGACAGAAGGCAAGAUGGGCUGCGAUGGAAAGCGUUUGAAAUACAAACUCAAUGGUCUGCAUGCGUUUCUCCUGACUGUGGUUCUGAUGCUGGUUCUGUGGUUCGCUGGUGUUCUGCAGGCCGGUGCUGGGACGGUCAGGAUCUUCUCUCUGGUGAGCGCAGCCAUGGCCGUCUCUCUGAUCUUCAGCCUCGCGCUGUUCCUGUGUCCAAUCAGAACACCGUCCUCCGCACAUGUGACCUACAACACGGGUAUGACCCCUCAAUUCCUCCCUGUCUAUCCACAGCGCCUGAGGUCAGAGGUCAUGUGUGUGUUUGUGUUGCACAGCAAAGCCCCUGCUGAAGUUUGUUCUGGGUCACAAUAUGGAUCCUCGUCUGGGCCUCAUCGACGUCAAGCACUUCGUGAUGGUCAGGGUUGGGUUUAUCGGCUGGGUGAGUCUGAGGAAAUCAUGAUUUUGCGUUGGUCAAAUGAACGCUCACUGAUGUCUGUGUCGGUCCUGCAGGCCGUGAUGGAUCUGAAUUAUCUCCUGACUGCUGUAGAGAUGAAGAACUCGUCUCUCGCUCUGCUGCUCGUCAUCGUCUUCCAGCUCAUUUACAUACUGGACUUCCUCAUCGAUGAGGGCUCUGUGCUGACGACCAAAGAGUUCACAAACGAGCCGAUUGGGUUCAUCAUGAUUUUGGGCGAGUUUAUCUGGAUCCCUUUCUUCUCCAGUCUGCCUGCUUACUUCCUGCUUCAGAGACCCAAUCACAUCCACUUCCUGUCUGCCGUCCCCAUCUGUCUGCUCUUCGCUGCUGGCUUCCUGAUGUAUUACCUGUCUAACGAGCAGAAAGAUGGUUUCCGCAGAAAUCCCAGUGAUCCGGCCUACGCUCGUCUGAACACAAUCCGCAGCCCGGCGGGAAGCAGUCUGCUGGUGUCUGGAUGGUUCGGAUGGGUCCGACACCCCAAUUACUCAGGAGACAUCCUGAUGAUGUUUGCCUGGUGUCUGCCAUGCGGGUUCACCAGUGUUUUGCCGUACUUGCCGGCGCUACAGUGCUUUCAUUUAUUGAGGCAACGAGCCAAUGAGAUCGAAGAAUCCUGUCUGAAGAAGCACAGAGACGCCUGGCGGGAAUACUGUCGACGAGUGCCAUACAAACUGCUGCCUUACGUGUACUGAGCAUCUCUCAUCUGUGUGUGUUUACAUGAACCGCCCCAAAGCAGAGCUCUCGUGUGGAGUUAUUACUCCUAGCUGUGUGGAUCCCAUGACUUGAACUACUAGUACACAGCCAAAAGUCAUUAAAUUCAUUAAAUCUGAUUUAACCCGUGACAUUUAGUUUUGUUUGUAGAAAUCAUGUAUUAAGGUUGAUUCAGAGAGAUUAUAUAAUAAAAUAAACCUUUUUUUUCCCCA